CAAAAGCCUUAUUUCUUCUCUGUACCCAAAAAAAAUAAAAAAAGAUCAUUUCUUUUUCUCUCUCAAAAAUGGCUGAAUUCAAGACAAAAAUGGAAUCAGUGAGGGAAUGGGUGGUUGAGCACAAGCUUAAAACUGUUGGAUGUUUAUGGCUUAGCAGUGUCACGGGUUUGAUCGCCUACAACUGGUCUAAACCCAUGAAAACCAGCGUCAAGAUCAUUCAUGCUAGGUAAAAUUUUUGCUCCUCUUUUUUUUCUUUUUGUUUAUCCAUUAUUGUUUAUGGGUUCAUAUGAAUUCUGCAUUAUGAUUUGUUUGGAGUUAUAUAAAAUCUUUAAAUUUUUGGUUCUUUUUUAGCUGUUGGGUCUAAUUUGUGAUUUGUUGUGUUGUAGCAAAUGUUAACCCUAUGUUCUUGGUGAUUUUGGGAAAUUUUUCCUGCAUUUGAUUUUGGCUGAACAGAUCUUUUGUUUUGCUUUGUUAUUCUUGGUCAUUUUGCAUGAAAAUCUCUAGAUGCUACAUUUAGGGACAUAGGAGAGGCUUUCUGCCUUGCAAAUCUGAGUACUCUGUCUGAGACAUCUAUUUUUGAACGUCUGAAAUGAUGACAUCUUCCGGUCCUGAAUACGUUGGUGGGAGCUCUCCAUCCAGAAAUAGGUAAAGAGUGGCAGUCCAGGCUAAUUUAAUGAGAAUACUAAGAAGUGCCUUGCGCUUCAAAUGAGGACAAAGCCAAGAUGGUACUAAUGUUGACCUAGGGAUACCUGCAUUUAGUGAAACAUCCCUACAUUAUUUGAGAUGAGUAUGUACUGGAGAAAAGAGGUGAUGCCUUGUCUCAGGAACUCUGUGCCAGAAUACACACUUGUAAUCAACAGUUGGAGUCCAUUUCUUUUGUCUAGACCUUGUAGAAAGACUGUUAAUAAUGACUAACCAAGCUACAAAACUGUGCUUGGGUAUGGAGUUUCAGAACCAAAUUAGUUCACCCCAUGGAACUUUUGGCAAUUUGUCUCUGAGGAAAUCCCAAGUAUGUCCAGAUGGGUAUCUGUAGAGGCCUGUGAUUUUGGAGACUUUGUUUUCAAUGUAAAGCUUAGUUGCAUAUUGUUAUAAGCCUAUAAAUAUGGAACUUUGGA
Messenger RNA from Rubroshorea leprosula, 1115 nucleotides. The record is from the annotation of a GenBank genome assembly. NCBI's taxonomy places the organism in Eukaryota, Viridiplantae, Streptophyta, Magnoliopsida, Malvales, Dipterocarpaceae.